UAGCAUCCAAAUAAUAUGCAACAAGCAGAGAUAUAACAAGGACAAAUAUAUGUUCCAGAUCAAAUCAAACGUUAUUUUAAUCUCUGCUUGUCAUUUUGAUAACACAAGACAAUAUAUAAAUCAUUGCUUGACCCUAUAUUUGGAAGCAAAAACAUGUACCUGAUCAAGAUACCUCUAUAUAUACAAAGUAAAAUCUUCACAUUCAAGCAUCAAACACUCAAAAAAGAAGAAAUAGUAGAAACAGAGAAGUUCAUGGAUAGAAUGAAGAGGUUUUGCUCAAACGCAUCCUUCAUUUUAUUAGCUACUCUCAUCUUAACAAGUUGUAUUGAGUCNGAGGCUCAAAAGUGUCGGCCAAGUGGGAGAAUCAGAGGAAAGAAAGCACCUCCAGGACAAUGCAACCAAGAGAAUGAUUCAGACUGCUGCAUAGAAGGCAAACUUUACACCACAUAUGAAUGUUCACCACCUAUGUCCAGCCACACCAAGGCCUACCUCACUCUCAACAGUUUUCAGAAGGGUGGAGAUGGUGGUGGCCCUUCAGAAUGUGACAACCAAUACCAUUCUGAUGACACACCUGUGGUCGCACUGUCUACAGGCUGGUUCAACCACAGAAGCAGGUGCCUCCACAACAUCACCAUCACUGCGAAUGGAAGAAGUGUGGUGGCCAUGGUGGUUGAUGAGUGUGACUCGACUGAGGGAUGUGAUGCAGACCAUGACUAUCAACCUCCAUGUCCCAACAACAUUGUCGAUGCUUCUAGGGCUGUCUGGAAAGCAUUGGGAGUGCCCCCAAAUGAAUGGGGUGGCCUUGACAUUACAUGGUCUGAUGCUUGAUAUUAUAAGUUUAAUGUUUAAGUGAAUGUCUAUGUUUCUAUGUUGUAAGCUGUCUGGAAAUACUGAAUCUUUUGUUUUCUCAUUCACAAUCAAUACAAAUAUAAAAAUAAUAGUUGGAGUUCAAGUGCUACAACCUAGUUUUAAGUUAAAAAAUAUUUUUAAGUUACAUAUAUAUGUAUACAUAUGUGGAGAAUUUUCGACCAACUUUUAUCUAUAUUUCUCUGAUUUUCCAAACACUUGACCAAUUAACCAGUUUGGCCUGAUUUUCCAAAAGGGGUAUUCCCAAUAACCAGAAAGGAAACCAUGAUCACAACAUCCUUCUAUUUUCCUUUCUUACCUUUCAUCCUUUGAUUUCCACUAUAUUUUACGUAUGGUUGGACUAAGGAUGCUGGUUGAUCAUGGAGUGUACAGUGCAUGUGUUCAGCUACAAGAUAAUCUACGAUCUCACUACCCCACAACAUUAC
Molecule: messenger RNA, 1292 nt
Organism: Vigna radiata var. radiata (mung bean)
Lineage: Eukaryota; Viridiplantae; Streptophyta; Magnoliopsida; Fabales; Fabaceae
Product: putative ripening-related protein 1
Exons: 1
Coding region: 154-828 (224 amino acids)
Source: RefSeq, a predicted model, not a curated record